Varanus komodoensis (Komodo dragon) is the source of this 3603-nucleotide messenger RNA. It is a transcript of the gene CILP2, whose product is annotated as cartilage intermediate layer protein 2. The coding region runs from base 1 to 3603 and encodes 1200 amino acids. The record is from RefSeq and is a predicted model, not a curated record. Lineage: Eukaryota; Metazoa; Chordata; Lepidosauria; Squamata; Varanidae. The transcript has 8 exons.
AUGGAGAUCUCACCAGCAGGUGAAUGGACCUCGUGGUUUAAUGUGGACCAUCCUGGAGGCGAGGGGGAUUUUGAGACCCUGGAGGCCAUCCGAUUCUACUAUCGGGACCGUGUCUGUGCCCAGCCCAUGGCCAUCCAGGCUCGGACCACGGAGUGGGAACUUCCGGAAGAGGUGGGACAGGUUGUUCACUACAGUGUCCAGGAUGGUUUCCGGUGCCUCAACCAGGAGCAACCUCCAGGAAAGAGCUGCUCCAACUACCACAUCCGAUUCCUCUGUCCCACAGAUCCUACGGACUGGAUGGCCUGGUCGGACUGGUCCUCCUGGAGCACCUGCUCACGGACAGCGUGUGGUCUCCGUGGAGUCCAAAGCAGGCACCGAACCUGCUUGAGUAAGUCUCAGCAAGCACUGGACAAGAUGCUCAAGUGCCCAGGGAAGGCCAAGGACCGCCGAGUCUGCAGCGCCGGACCUUGCCCAGAACCCCAGUGGAGCAAGUGGGGGCCGUGGGGGCCCUGCUCCAAGAGCUGUGGCAGAGGCGGGAAGCGAGUCCGGCGGCGAAGCUGCCAGAAGUUCAAGCUCUCGGGCUGUGCCGGGCCCCCCUCGGAGGUACAGAAAUGCUCCGAACGCCCCUGCCCAGCUUGCCAGCUGCGCUGUGAUGUGGGCAUCCCCAGCAAGGACUGUACCAGCUGCACCUGUCCCAACCACACGCUCCUAGGCACCGUCAGGAGUGUGGGUGGGACAGCUCUUGCCGAUGCCCAGAUUUCUCUUGGUGACCGGACACAGGCCCUGCUGGCCCGAAGCAACCUCCGGGGGCAAUUCACAGUCCGAGGUGUCUGUGUCAGAAACGGGACCAGCGUACGUGCAACCCACAAGCACUUUGCCCCGGGUAGUGCCUCUGCGGCCUCCAACAGCUCUUUGAUUUCCACGGUGGAGAUCGUGCUCCGUAGACCCGAGAAACCUUCCAUGGUGGUCCAUCCGGAAUCCAAAGUGAGGACACUUGGGCAAAGAGUCAAGUUUUGUUGUGGUGCUCAAGGCAUUCCUGCGCCAGAAAAAUAUUUCUGGUAUCACAACGGAACACUCCUGGACCGGAAAGCCUUCAAGUACAACAGCAGCUUAGUCCUACACAAUUUGGAGGCCCAGCAGGCUGGAGAGUACCACUGCAAAGCUAGCAAUGAGCACGGUGCCAUCAAAUCCUCCAUUGCCCACUUGAGAGUGAGGGACCCAGGAGUCGCAGACUGCGCAGCUCAGCCAGAGGAAUACCUCAUCAAACUCCCUGAAGAGUGUAUCCAAGAGGAAUCGGGGUCCUCCUUCUACAACGUGGGUCACUGCCCCAGUGCUCACUGUGCUGGGAACUUAGCCGAUAAGCUGCAAUGCCAAGACCACAUGGAGCGCUGCUGCGGGAUACUGCGCAUGGAGGUGCGGAAGAUCCGCUGCACAGGUUACGUUCUGCCCAUCAAGGUGGUCACACAGUGCGGGUGCACCUCCUGCACCCAGCCCAAAAUCUUAGUCCGGGGGAGAGCUUCUGCAGCGGAUGACAACGAACCCCUGCGUUUCGGCGAGAUCUACCUGGGUGCCCAGAAGUUGGGCUUCACUGGUUACACAGGUACUUUCACCAUCGAGGUGCCUCCUGAGAUGCAGAGACUUGUGGUCAAGUUUGUGGACAGGAUGCAGAAGUUUGCAGACGCGGUCAAAGUCUUUCCUUUUGACCAACGUGGUGGAGCAGUCUACCAAGAAGUCAAACUCAUUCGGAGGAAGAAGCCUGUUGACUUGGAUCCAACAGAGACCAACAUCAUCCCGCUGGGAGAGGUAACAGGAGAGGUCCCCAUAGGAGAGAUCGUGAUCCCACCAGGGUCUUUCUUCAAAACCACGGGACAGGUAUACAACGGGACAGUCCAGGCCAGUAUUACUUUUGUAGAUCCCAGAGACCUGACCUUGGUGAAUGCUGCUUCCAGCGACCUGAAUUUCAUCAAUGAGGAAGGGGACCUCCUUCCUCUCCGGACCUAUGGCAUGUUUUCCGUGGACUUCUGGGAAGAAGAAACCCACCAAGGCUUAGAAACUGGGCGUCUGGAAAUCAGGAUGGAUGCUGAGCUCAUCACAAUGCCAGAGCACAUCGAGCAAAUGAAGCUGUGGUCCCUGAACCCUGUGACGGGCCUUUGGGAGGAGGAAACAUCCUUAAAGCUUGUGAAGGGCAGCCGUAAGAAGCGGGAAGAGAGAACCUUUCUGGUUGGCAACCUGGAGAUCCGUGAGCGGCGCCUGUUCAACCUCGAUGUCCCAGAGAACCGCCGUUGCUUUGUCAAGGUCCGAACUUACAUCAAUGAGAAGUUCAACCCCACUGAGCAGCUGGAGGGAGUGGUUGUGACCCUCAUCAAUCUGGAGCCCCGGCCUGGUUAUCCGUCCAACCCUCAGGCGUGGGGUCGCUUCGAUAGCGUUGUGACGGGCCCCAACGGCGCCUGCUUGCCUGCUUUCUGUGAUGGCGAACGGGCCGACGCCUACACAGCCUAUGUCACGGCAACCAUGGGAGGGGAGGAGUUGGAGGCGGUGCCCUCCAGCCCGAAGCUGGACCCCCGUGCCGUGGGGGUUUCCCAGCCUUACCUCCACAAGCUGGGCUACCAACGGACGGACCACGAAGACCCUGCCCUCAAGAAGACAGCCUUCAAGAUCAACCUCGCCCGGCCCAACCAGAACAACAUUGACGAGACCAAUGGGCCAAUCUACCCCUACCGGAGCCUGAAGGACUGUGAGCAGGCCCCCACUUCAGCCAACCAUUUCCGGUUCUACCGCGUGGAAGAUGACAAAUACGAGUAUAAUGUGGUGCCCUUUAAGGAGAGCGACCUGACCACCUGGAUGCGGGACUACCUUUCCUGGUGGCCAAACCCACAAGAGUUCCGGGCCUGCUAUAUCAAGGUGAAAAUCAACGGACCCCAAGAAUUCUUGCUGCGGUCCCAAAACUGGGGUGGCAGCCAUCCGAGGACUCGGGGACAACUCUACGGCCUCCGAGACUCCCGUAGCGUCCGAGACCUUGAAAUAGAUAAUAGUUCAGCCGCCUGUGUUGAGUUCAAAUGUAGCGGGAGGUUGUUUGACCAAGGGCAGGUAGACAGGACUUUAGUGUCCAUCAUCCCGCAGGGGAGCUGUCGUCGAACAGCAGUCAACAGCUACCUUCAGGAGUACCUGAGCCGUCACCCGCCCUUGGUCGAGAACAAUGACACGUCGGCCUUCUCCAUGUUGGCUCCAGUGGAUCCACUGGGCCACAAUUAUGGCAUCUACACAGUGACAGACCAGAAUCCACGCCUGGCCAAGGAGAUUGCCAUCGGCCGGUGCUUUGAUGGCACCUCGGAUGGAUUCUCACGGGAGAUGAAGUCCAACAGGGGCACGGCCCUGACUUUCACCUGCCAGGAGAAGCCCGUGGGACGCAAGAGCUUCUUCCAGCGAUUACUGGAAUCUCCGGGACAGGCACUGACGGAGAUCCGGCGGGAGAUGAGUGGGAAUGAACAACGACGGGGCCCGUCCCAAGUCAUGUCUUACCCAUCGGGGCCGCGGGCCAUGCUUACCUCACAGGCCCGCCGGGCAUCCAGCCGCCGAAGGAGGGUGGGCGCAUCCCAACUGUGA